Molecule: messenger RNA, 2184 nt
Organism: Magallana angulata
Lineage: Eukaryota; Metazoa; Mollusca; Bivalvia; Ostreida; Ostreidae
Exons: 2
Coding region: 71-1495 (474 amino acids)
Molecular function (GO): zinc ion binding
Source: RefSeq, a predicted model, not a curated record
UGUCAGGUGACUAACUUACUCCACACAGCCAUGUUUUAUAAAGUGGUGAAUAAAUUUCAAAACGAUCAGAAUGGAUCCUCAUUCUAGUUCUCAGGAUGUGCACCGAUGUGACCUUUGUGAGUCCGCCAUAUUACAUAGCUACUGUGACUUUUGUAAUGUUAAUCUCUGCAAACCCUGCGUAGGAGAGCAUAUUUCAGAUGGAUAUGACAAGCAUAAAAUUGUCCUUUUCCAGGAACGUAGAUCAACCCUUAUUUAUCCAAAAUGUGAAAACCAUUCACAUAAAUUUUGCAAAUUUCAAUGCCAGGACUGCGGCGACAUUUUCAUUUGCUCCUCCUGUAUGGCAUCUAAAAAACACAAAGGCCAUAACUUUGAAGAACUAGCAGAGGUUUACAAAACAAAGAAAAAAAAUAUUGAAAAAGAUGCAGAAGAGAUAGUUAACGUCAUAUCUCCUUCUUAUGUAAAAAUUGUAUGUGACUUGCAAAAACAGAUUGCACAACUACAUGGAGGAUAUAAGAAACUGGCAACAAUAAUAUCCAAAUAUGGAAGGCAUUGGCACCGAAAAGUUGACUUGGUCAUCAGAAAAAUGAAAACUGAAAUCAGCGAGAUGAAAAUAAAACACAGAUACAUUUUACAGAAACACUUAGAUGAAGUCAAACAAAAACAUUAUCUCAUAAACCAAACAUUGACGAAUGUUAAAGAAAUUGUGAUAUCUACUGAAGUAUCACCAAUCAUUGAGUACAGCUCAAAGAUCAGAGAGUUCAGCAAGCUUCCACCCAAGGUUCAGGUAUCACUGCCAACAUUCAUUCCGAAAGCAAUAGACUGUGAAAAGCUGUAUAGUGUGUUAGGGCUUAUCACUCCAUUAUCCACUGAUACAGAAGAAAUUGCCUGGCCACUUAACCAACCUACAUUUUCAUCCAAACAACUAAUGGAUGAACCGGAUCAUAUUGCCUCAAUACAGAUAAAGUAUGAAAAUAAACAUGUAGGCAAUGUAACAUUUCCAGAAGAAAACUUGUGGACGAGUGGACAGACGAAUGAUAAAAAGUGUUUUAACAUUGGCAUUAUUGUUCUCCAGACUAUCAAGAAAAAAAUUGGCAAAUACCCUAAUGAUGUAGCUCUAGACAUUGAUGGCUAUCUACUUUAUUCUAGUGGGAAAACAGUGGAUAAAUUUAAGAAAGGACGGACAAAGGAGUUAAACAGAUUACAGGGAUGGAAUCCUUUCAAACUGUGUGUCACCUCUACUGGUGAUCUUCUUGUGACUAUGUUCAGUGACAAUGGAGUUCAUUCCAAAAUUGUCCGUUACUCGGGGUUUACAGAGAAACAAACAAUUCAGUUUAACGAGGAAGGUAAACCUCUGUAUUCACGUGAUCAUAAAAUGUUUAUCACAGAGAACAAAAACUCUGACAUCUGUGUAGCUAAUAGUGGAUCUGGUGCAGUAGUCGGGUUAAUCAGGAAGGGAAACUCAGAUGGAGAUACACCGGUUAUUCGUCAGCUUUAAAGAAGAAACCUUUUAGACCCAAUGGAAUCACAGCGGACAGUCAGAGUCAUAUCCUAACAGCAGACUGUGACAACCAUUGUAUCCACAUUCUGGAUCAGAAUGGACAGUUUCUCCGUUACAUUGAUAAUUUUGGUUUGGGAAAUUACCGAGGUUUAUGUGUGGAUAAUGAUGACAAUUUGUUUGUGUGUGAAAAUUCAAAGGGGAAUAUAAAGAAAAUCAAAUAUUUGAAAUAGACACUACAGUUUGUUACAAUGAUGACAAUAAAGCAAACUAGAUAUUUUGUUUUAGGGAAUGUUUCUAUAAGAUAAUUGAACUGUUGUUUUAUUAAUGUUUUAAUUAAUGAAUAAAAUACUUUUUUUAAAAAGGGAAUGUGUUGUUUGAUUUCAAAAGAUUUGACCGAUGCUAAAAUCAAGUGUCUCUAUUUUUUAAGAAGAGAAGUAAUUUUAGAUAACAAUCUAGUACUUAUUACAAAUGUUCUAUUGUAUUGCACUUUAAAAUUUGGUUUAAAUAUUAACAGUUUGUAUAACAUGGUUUUGUCAUUGAUAUUCCACGUUUUUUGUAAAAAGAGAGUAAAAUUGUGAUAUUGAAAUUUAAAAGAAAAAAUUGACUUGUACCAGAUUUGAAUGCAUAUGGCUGUUGCUUGCUUACUCGUGUUAAAAAAAAAUAAAAACUGCUAUAAAUGAAUAUGA